AGUAAUCGACACUGGUCAGCCCUGGGCACCAUGGGCUCCAUCUCCAAGGACCUGAAGACAGCAUUGGAGGUCUUUGCCAUCUUCCAGUGGGCUCUGAGUGCCUUCCUCAUUGUUUUAUUUGUGGCCCUUUUCCACCUCUACCUGGUGGUGUUCACACCAUACUGGCCGCUGGCUGGGCUCACAAUUAUCUGGCUGAUUUUUGACUGGAAGACCCCUCAGCAAGGUGGCCGGAGGUCAGACUGGGUGAGAGGUUGGUGUCUAUGGAAACAUUUCAGAGAUUACUUUCCGCUCAAGAUGGUGAAGACUCAUGACCUAUCCCCUAGACACAAUUACAUCAUCGCUGUUCACCCCCAUGGGCUCAUGUCGCAUGGCACUUUUUGUCACUUUGCUACUGAGGCCUCCGGCUUCUCCAGGAUCUUCCCUGGCAUCACCCCAUACCUACUCACCUUGGGAGCCUUCUUCUGGGUGCCUGUCCUUAGGGAAUAUAUGAUGUGUGGUGGAGCAUGUUCUGUGAGCCGAGCCUCCAUGGAGUACCUGCUAAGCAACAGAGGCACAGGCAAUGCUGUGGUGGUGGUGGUGGGCGGCCUGGCCGAGUGCCGCUAUGGCAAGCCCGGCUUCUCCAAGCUUGUUCUGAAGAAGCGGAAGGGCUUUGUGCACAUGGCCCUCCGGCAUGGGGUGGCCCUGGUCCCCUCCUAUUCCUUUGGAGAAAAUGAAACCUACAACCAGCACAUCUUCACCCCAGGAGGCUGGGUCAACCGCUUCCAGGAGUGGUUUCAGAGGUUGGUGCACAUCUACCCCUGCGCCUUCUAUGGCCGUGGCUUCACUGAGAACUCCUGGGGCCUUCUGCCUUACAACCGGCCCAUCACCACCAUCGUUGGGAAGCCCCUACUGAUCCCCAAGAUAGAGAACCCGAGCCAGGAGAUGGUGGACAAAUACCAUGCCUUGUACCUCACGGCCCUGCGGAAGCUGUUUGAUGAGCAUAAGGUCCAAUAUGGGAUCUCAGAGAGCCAGGAGCUGGAGUUUGUCUGAAAGCUACCCACCAGCAAGCUCCCUGUCUUAGGAGGGAGGUAUUGAGGGAGCAGGCAAGGAUGUGCACGUAGGGGAGCUGUGGGUGGACUUGUGGGACCCAGAGACUCAGGGAGGGGGGCAGACAAUGGAACCUCUUCCACUGGGUUGUUUCAAUUCUUCAUACCUUGGGCUUGUGGAGGCAGAGAAGUGGCACAGGGCCAGGCAAGGCACGGGGUUAGUAGGGAGCUCAGGAUUUCUUGUGUGGGGGUGGCAAACUCCUCCUUAGGGCAGAGUAAACCAUUGGACAGCCAAUAAAAAUGCCACCUGAAAUGCAGUUCCAGAAGUAUUUAUUAAGUGCCAAAUACACAACAGGGUCUGGGGGGAGAGAUACAAAGUUUCUCUGAGACAUGAGGUCUGCCCUCAGGGAGCUUCCAGUCUGGCAAGGGGAGAAAACAUGGACACAGACAACCAUUAUAUGCAAGAGGAUGAAUACGGAUACAUAGAAGGCUAUAUAAUCAGUGGAAGCAGAGAGCACAUCUUGAUGGGGGUGGGCUGGGAAGGCCUCCUGGAGGAGGCAGCAUUUGCGCUAGACCUUGAAGGACAUCAUUAGAAGGAGCUCUUAUGGGAGGACACUGCAGGCAGGGGGAAUGGUAGCUGUAGAGGCCUCCAAGCCAGAAGACAAAGAUGACAUUCCAGGGAUGUCAAGCCAAACGGAAUUCUGAGAGGGGGACCCAUGCAAGCUUGGACUGGCCAAGGCUAUUGGAGCCAGAUUGUGGAGGCCUCAAAUGCCAGGCUUCAGAGCUUGGACCUAUUUGAUGGGCAAUGAUAAAGACCUUUGAAGAAUUUUGUGCAGUGGAGUGACAGAGCCAUGCCACUGUACUGAGGACACUAAUCUGGCAGUGUCUGGUAGGGUGGGUGAGAGGGGAGAGUAACUGGAGGCUGUGGCAACAGUUCAGCUAAGAGGCCAUGAAAGGCCAGCCUUCCAAUGGUCCUGGUGACUGAUGGGACCCCAAAUGGAACAUGCCCAGUGGUCUUCUAAGCAGGGGCACGUGGGCGGGGCUGCCACUAACAGACAUUGCCAAGGAAGAAAGAAGAGCAGGUAUUUAGUGAGGCUCCAGGAAACAUGGCACAGAGAGCCUGCUAGGUAGCCAUGCAGCUUUGGGAAUCACUCGGGCACACGUGCUAGCUGAUGCCAGUGAAGAGGCUGACGUAGAGGGAAUCAAGAGAAGUCAAAAAGGAGUGAUGAGGAAGGUAGGAGAACCUGAAAAACGGAGGCUCAUGGAAGCCAAGGAGAGAGGGCAGUCAGAAGGGGCAGAAACAGCAGAGAAGAAUGAGAACUGAAAGUGGCACAGUGAAGCUUGGGGCCAGAGACUACCCUUCAGAGAAUUACAGACCUUAGAGCUCAAAAGCUGCUGAGAGGUCAAGGUCACCCCUGGUGCAAUCUCCAACUUCCCUUUCCCACAAGUGAGCAUCUGGGCUGUGCUUGAAAACCUUCCAUGACCUUACUCUUGGACAGCUCUCAUUGGUUCGUUUCCUGACAUCAAGCUUAAAUCAGUCUCUCUUUCCUCUCUCCUCUUUCUU
Molecule: messenger RNA, 2589 nt
Organism: Phascolarctos cinereus (koala)
Lineage: Eukaryota; Metazoa; Chordata; Mammalia; Diprotodontia; Phascolarctidae
Gene: AWAT2
Product: acyl-CoA wax alcohol acyltransferase 2
Biological process (GO): lipid metabolic process
Cellular component (GO): endoplasmic reticulum membrane
Molecular function (GO): retinol O-fatty-acyltransferase activity
Source: RefSeq, a predicted model, not a curated record